Molecule: messenger RNA, 2376 nt
Organism: Colletotrichum lupini
Lineage: Eukaryota; Fungi; Ascomycota; Sordariomycetes; Glomerellales; Glomerellaceae
Exons: 18
Coding region: 1-2376 (791 amino acids)
Source: RefSeq, a predicted model, not a curated record
AUGGAAGUACCAGUAGCAGUCGCAGUAGUGAAAUACCCUCAACGCCCGUCCGUUGUCCUGGGCAGCAGCUACCACUUCAUCUCAUCACGCUUGGCCGCUAACCAGCGCCGAGAGAAUGAGGCCGGACCAGCCGAGCGAUUGUUGUGCCCGCCCGUCGACUCGGUCGUGGCUUGCGAUGCAAUGCAUUUCAUUGUCUCUUGCCCCGUUUGGGAAGAUGCUAACUCGAAGAAGUCUGGCUCUCAGCUUCUUGUGCGUGUCUUUGUGUACGUACCGCAUCUGAAGUCCCCGGGGCCCCUCCUUCCCGCGACCAACUCAUCGUCUUUCCUCUCGGGCAUUGUGGCCUCGACCAUGUCCCUCCUGCCUUCGACCGCAGGUUGGUUCCUGCAUUUCAUGCCGUCCGCGAACUGCAGGCGCCUGCCCUGGCCGCACCCGCGCCUCACUUUGUCAUCAGAUGAACACCACGCAACGCACCUCUCAAGAAGCUCCAACUUCAGCCUCUUCUCCUUGUCAGGCUUGAUUUUCAUGGCGGCGUUGCCCCGUUUGGCUCAUGCCCCCACGCCUUGGCCCCCAAACACCGACAUCUUCGAGAGUUCCAUCCACAAAUCCUACCCAACGACUGACCAUGGUGUCACGCUCGGGCCCUCUGAGAUACACCAUUUGCAGUUGUUGCUUUUACCAUCAGGAGGAAGCAUCUUACCCGUUCCAUUCUUCAGCAGUACUGAUGCCCAAACAGGUGCUAUCUUUCUUUCUCUCUCUCCGGGCCCCAUGCUCCUCGGCGCAAUCGAUGCUAGAAUUCACUUCGACACCCGUGCAAGAUCCAGAGUCGUUCAAAGCGCAGACAUCCUAGGGACUUACAACACCGUCGCGCUAUUGAUGACACGGACGAAAGCCACGACCGUUCAGGCCUUCCGCCCGGAGCGCCGAAAUGAGACAGAUUCCGGACCCACCCUACCAUCACCGAUCGGGAUCAAGACUAGAGCCUCUACUGCCUUCUGGACCAGGCUAUCCAACAUCUCUGGCGGCUCUCGGACACUUCCCGCCCAACUAAGAUGUACAUUCAUCGCAUAUACCGAGGCUAUACCAAUAGUCAUCAUCGUUCUCGGAUGCGGUUUGAUAUCAGUCGAUGCCUCUCAAGCCACUCUCGGCUCGAGCCGAACACGUGGCGCUGAUGAUACCGGACGUUUGUGUCUUGACGAGAUAUCCCCGAGCCGCACGACAUCGCUGCCUGCUAAUAUACGAGUGAUCAGAGUUCUCAUGGAGUUUCCUAGGAGUGCCAUAUCGAGCCACAUAGUGGCGGGGCCGCGGGCUCAGAUGAUCCAAUCGAAGACCAUUCUAAGUAUCUACCUGCGUAACGAUUUCGACCGUCUCACAGCCUGUGUCGGUCAUCUUGGGCUCAGAUAUGUAUCUGUUCGCCACUUGACAAAAGCAGAGCCUUCCGGUCAGGCAUUUCAAGCAAGAGAACGUUCAGACAAUCUGCGCCGCUAUGGCAUCGAUCAUCUUCUCCGGAGUCCAGUCGAUGGUCUCGUGAUGGUCUCAUUACCAUGUAUACAUGAUAUCAUAUUUUCAGCCUUGUGGUGGUUCUUUCCGGCUUUUCGGGUGCAACAGAUCGAUCUUGACGGGGUCUGGCUUCAAGCAGAUCACACGACAACGCGAUACUCGGGCUAUGCACCAAGCUCGCGCUCAUUUCAGUGUGGUGAUUUUGAGCCAAACAACACGAUCCAAUACGAGAUUGUAAGCAAAUUGCCUAUCGAGAUGGCGGCACCGGCCGGCAAGGACAACCGCAGAGUCAAUGAGAUCUGCAUAGACUCGGUCACGGCCUACGCGUUUACCCUCAUGAGGCGGAAGCCUCAAGGUUACUCCAACAGAAUGCCCAAGAUAGACAUAAAGAAGAGACGGCCUGAUUAUCAACGAAUCAUGUGCUGGGUCGUCAGACUCUCCGUUGCCAUCGAUCUCACACCUGCCAGGGGAUGUUCAAACUGCUCCGCCGUGACCACCAAGCGUCACAUGUCAGAUGCUGAAGGUCUGGUCAGUUCGCACUUCCGUCGCCAGCAGUGCUGUUCGUUGGUGUCAUGCGGCGCCGAAGCACUUACAGAAUGUUCCGUCCCAAUUGCUUCAUCACAAAUCCAGCAUGACACAUAUCCUGAGUCCUCGGCCGGACGGAUCCGGAGGGGGCGGAACGGAGCGGGCAAGCUCUCCGACCUGCCAGGAUUCCUGAACAGGUAUAGCUGGAUGGCAAGUGCCCGCAAGAGCCGGCCGGGAUUGGGCAUUUCGCCGACGGUCCAACAGUCGAAAUUUCAAACACCAUGCUGGCUUACUGGUGGUUCGGUACCCGCCCAGCAGACGUCGCGAACUAUGGCCUUCGGUAGCAUCCGGUGA